UUUUGAAAAGACCGCAAACUAACACCAAGUGUGUUUGCACGUUCAGCAGCGAGUGAGGAGGCGAAUGUGGACCAACUAAAAUUUUGUAAUAGCAAUUUAAGAGUAAAUUACCUGUUAGAAUUUAAUAGAAAAACAUGUCUGAGGAAAGUCCAAGGACCGAAAGGGUUGAAAAGGUCGGAGAUUUCACAGUUUAUAUCUCGGGCGAAGAGGCAAAAUCGGAAGACAAGGAAAAUGCGAAAAAGAAGGAGACAUUAUUGACGUUCCAUGACAUUGGAAUGAAUCAUAAAACAUGUUUUGAAAAGUUCUUAAACCAUGAAGACAUUAAAUGCCUGCACGAGAGAUUUGUGAUGUACCACAUUGAUGCUCCUGGCCAGGAAACUGGAGCAGAAAACCUAUCCAAUGAUUUCCAGUAUCCAAGCAUGAAAGCCCUUUCAGACAUGGUUGGCAAUGUUAUUGAUCAUUUUGCGUUACAUGACAUAGUGUGCUUUGGAGUUGGAGCAGGUGCUAACAUCCUUUGUCGAUUGGCAUUGUCYAGCAAAUGGAAGGAAAAGAUUCUUGGACUUAUUGUUGUGGAACCUUGCACAGCAACAGCGUCUUUCAAGGAAUGGGGAGAAACCAAGAUUGAGUGCUGGCAGCUAAAUUCAAAGGGCUUCACUGAUGGGACAACYAAAUACCUGAGAUAYCAUCAUUUUGAAAGGAAAUCUGGAAAACCAAGCCAAGAACUUGAAAACAACUUUGUUGAUGAUAUGAAAAAGAAUAUCAAUCCACAUAACCUUGCAGCUUUCCUCAAGUCUUACAUGGAGCGAAUUGACAUUAUCAAGGAAGCCAAGACUUGUAUCAAGGACAAGACUAUCUCGACUACUGCAUAUAUUAUGGUUGUAACAGGAGAGCACUCCGUUCACAAGGAACUUUCGGAGCAAUUCUUCCAUGCAUUGAGUGAGUAUGACAGAAAGAAGUACAGCAUUCUCAAGCCUGACAGUGGUGCCAGUGUACUGGAGGAAAAGCCUGACACAAUGGCAGAAGGACUACUGCUCUUCAUUCAAGGCCUUGGAUUAGUGCCAACACUGAGGACUCGUUCCAUGUCCAGGACAGGCUCCUUUGGAUCAACAGGGAGAUCAGCAUCAAUGUCUGAAGAUUAAGAUGACAAACCUGUAUUUUCUCUGAUAUUUCUUGUGAUUUUUGAAAAAAAGAACUGGAGGCCAGGUGGUUGAUCAGUUUAGAACUGGGUGUAUGCGUAUUGUUUAAUGAUUUUUUGUAUGAAUUAGAAUAAGUCUGAAAGGUUCUUGAUGAAUACAAAAUGGACGUUUUUUAUUCUGAGGAUUUCACUACCAUAUCUGCCAGACCAGUUGCGUAUCUUUUCAAGGAAAAUUACUCUAUAUUAUGAAAAUACAAUGAAACUGGCAACAAACURUUUUCAAAUGCUUUUUGUUAUCUGAAUGACAUGUGAAAUUUUGCAAUUGUUGCAAUAGUAGUUUUUCUGUAUGUUUUCCAUAGUUUUCCAAGUUUCAUGGACUUCAGUUUACUUACUCCAAAAGUAUUUACUUUUUAUUAUUUUCUUGUAGUCUUUAUAAMGUUCAAUAUCCUAUGGGUGACAAAGCAAAUAAUAUCAUUUCUUGGGUAAAUGGGUUAACCUGGUAACUUAAGAAUACAUGUAGUUUUUGAGAUUCAUCUCGCUUACAAGUAUUUUUGUAAAUGUCAUGUAGUAGUGAUUGACUUGUUAGUUUUGUGGUCAAUAGCUGUGAGUCAUUACAAGAUGAAGUCCAUUUUCAAUGUUGAAUUUGUAUUUUUGUGAUGAAUGUAUGAGCAAGGUAUCAAUUAAAUUUGAAAUUUUUUAUUGUU
Molecule: messenger RNA, 1839 nt
Organism: Exaiptasia diaphana
Lineage: Eukaryota; Metazoa; Cnidaria; Anthozoa; Actiniaria; Aiptasiidae
Exons: 15
Coding region: 135-1139 (334 amino acids)
Biological process (GO): signal transduction
Cellular component (GO): cytoplasm
Source: RefSeq, a predicted model, not a curated record